Erythranthe guttata (spotted monkey flower) is the source of this 712-nucleotide messenger RNA. Its product is annotated as non-specific lipid-transfer protein 1. Gene Ontology annotation, biological process: lipid transport. NCBI's taxonomy places the organism in Eukaryota, Viridiplantae, Streptophyta, Magnoliopsida, Lamiales, Phrymaceae. Gene Ontology annotation, molecular function: lipid binding. The record is from RefSeq and is a predicted model, not a curated record.
UCUUCCAUAAUCAACUCUUUCAACCUAUAUCUUCAGUCAUCAAAUAUAUCUACGUAAAUAAAUUCAAAUUAAUAUACUGCGCGAUUUAAUUUCCAAUGGCAAACAAUAAAGCUGUGAUGAUCAUUGUUGUUGUUGCUGCAAUAGUAAUGGUGGGUUUUAGCCCCCAAGGGGCGGAGGGGAUAACCUGCCAGACGGUGGUGAAAGGGUUGAUGCCGUGCACAAACUACCUCAGAAAGGGAGGUGCUAUUCCGUCGGCCUGCUGCAGAGGGGUUAGGUCUAUUAACAGCGCCGCCAAAACAACUGCUGACCGGAGAACUGCUUGUGAGUGCAUCAAGGUCGCCGCCAAAGCUUACAAAGUCAACGUUAGGAACGCCGCGGUCUUGCCUAGACAGUGCAAAGUCAACAUUGGUUACGCUAUCAGCUACUCCACUGACUGCAAGAAAGUCCGUUAAAUUGUAGACCACAUUGGGUGGGAGUCAAUGGAAUUCGGCAGCACAGCCCACCUUAAUUAAUUAAUUAAUCAGUCGUCUUAGUUCUUAAUUUUGUCGCAUUUUAAUAAAUAAAUAAAAACGCGUUGGGUGUAAUUGUUAUAAUUAUAUCUACGAUUAUUAGCAUGUCCAGUUAUAAGCCACAUUAUAUGUAAUAAUUGCCACUUGGCAUCUAUACGUUGUAAUAAUAUAUAUGAUGAAAUUACAAAAAUCUAUCUCUAAAA